Molecule: messenger RNA, 2053 nt
Organism: Myxocyprinus asiaticus (Chinese sucker)
Lineage: Eukaryota; Metazoa; Chordata; Actinopteri; Cypriniformes; Catostomidae
Product: polycystic kidney disease 1 like 1-like
Exons: 8
Coding region: 395-991 (198 amino acids)
Biological process (GO): detection of mechanical stimulus
Cellular component (GO): membrane
Molecular function (GO): calcium channel activity
Source: RefSeq, a predicted model, not a curated record
UGACAAGCAGAUCCAAAGGUGUGUCAGGAGAGCAAUAUAAAGUCAAAGUGUCAGAUGUCUACCCUGUAGAAGAUCACCAUGAUGCACUACUGAUUAGUCUGUGCAUUUGAGUCUUAUCUGUCCAGAAUUACAGUCUCCCAUGGGACUCAGGGCUUAUGGAGAAAGGAAAAUAAGAUAUAAUGUAGCUCUCAAGAGCAAUCAGUUUAAUAUGCUGAUGUUAAGCUUUAUUAGCUCAGUUCAGAUGUUUGAAACAAAUAAUUUUAGUGUAGCUACAUUAUUAAACAUAUUAGAAAUGGUGUUUCAUGCAGUGUCAUACUCAGGAUCACAAGACAUCUGAUUCAGUGUCUGCAUCAAAACUGCAAGGGGACUCUGACUCGAUCUUUGAGAUCUUUUGAUGCCUGAUGUCAACAACAGAUCACAUGACAUAAGCAAAUGGAAUCAGUUUGAUCUCAGACCAUGCAGCUCUGCAGAAAACCAGCAAGUUUGUGGUGGCAGAAUCAAUAAUCUUCAAUCCUGGUGUUAUGUGGGCUGGACCCUUUGCCUGUCCAUCUCUCUUGCAUGCAUCAUCCUCACUGGGACUCUUGGAAUAAAGUUCAGCAAGACAAAGAGUCUUAUGUGGGUUCAUUCUGUCUUCUUCUCUUUUGUCUGCUUUGGCUUUGUAGUGCAUCCAGCAAUGAUACUCAUAAUAGCUAUCGCAGUGUCUUCACUGCAUCAAAAGAUCGCAGACUGGUUCCAGAGUCUGAGUGUUAGAGAGCCCGUCACGGAGUUAUUAAGGCACGGGUGCCAAAAAAUGGAUACGGUCUUGUUCAGCCCAUACCAACAUCCCCAGGGAAGGAUAACACAUUUAGAAAAGACAGGAGCUCUGAGAGGUGCUUACUCUCUUAUUGGGAGUCCAAUCAUUAGAAAGAUUGAGAGCUCAUAUAAAUCAUCAUGCCAGGUAAUUGGCACAGUUACAAUGUUUGCGAAACAAACAAAGAGAACUAAAAAGUAAAAGCAUCAAACCACUACCUUUGAGUUGAUCUCUUGUGUCAGAGAUAUGGCUUUACUCCUCAUUGGCAAAGGAAAUCACAAGCCAGCAGACCAUCCUGUCCACACAAAUAGCUUAUAUUUGGCAGAGUUCGAGGAUCUCGUGGAUGAGCUGUUGUUUCAUCUCAGUGCCAUGUCAGACAGUCUCAACAACACCCACCAAGUCAAAGAAUGUACAUUUGAAACCCAGAGCAAUUUCUCUUUCCCAAUUUCUCAGCAUGAUCAUAGCUCAGACUAUGAGGUGAUUAUGUUAGUUCAAGACAGCACUCAACUCCUUCAUACUGUAACCUAUUUAAGUGGAUAUACAGUAAGUAAUAUUAUAUUAAAUGGCCUAAUUGGUGUAAUUGUUGUAGAGUGCGGCUUUUGAUGUGAACUGUAUGAGCAGCCAGAUGAAGAAACAACUGAUACAUAGACAUGAGUUGUGUCUCAUUAUUAUCAUAUGUGGAAAACACCUUAAGGUAGUAUUGUUGUUCAUUAAAUAAAAUACAGAGGAGAUACAACAUGCAUGGAUGUCAAAGUGAACACAAAAAUUUUUCUCUCAAUUCAAGGCUAUCACUUGAAUGCAGAAUGCCUUAGUACUUACGAAAAAUGCAGGAGGGAAGCCUUUCAAGAGAGACAAAGAAUUUCAGAAACCAUAUCAAAGAACACCUCAGAGAGUCUGAAAAAUCAGAGACUGAAAAAUCAGUUCUUUUUUCAAGCAAGCAGACCCAUAGUGCCCCAGUUAAGUGGGAGAGCACUGUGUCUACUAUUUUUUAUUUUUUUUACUCCCCUUUUCUCCCCAAUUUGGAAUGCCCAAUUCCCAAUGUGCUCUAAGUCCUUGUGGUGGUGUAGUGACUUGCCUCAAUCCGGGUGGUGGAGGACAAAUCUCAGUUGCCUCUGAGUCUGAGACUGUCAGUCCACGCAUCUUAUCACAUGGCUUGUUGAGCCCGUUACUGCGGAGACAUAGUAUGUGUGGAGGCUUCACGCUAUUCUCUGCGGCAUACACACACAACUCACCACACGCCCCACCAAGAGCGAGAAACACAUU